Sphaeramia orbicularis (orbiculate cardinalfish) is the source of this 1468-nucleotide messenger RNA. RefSeq names its product tumor protein p53 inducible protein 3 (gene tp53i3). Bases 150 to 1253 code for a protein of 367 amino acids. The record is from RefSeq and is a predicted model, not a curated record. The transcript is spliced from 7 exons. Lineage: Eukaryota; Metazoa; Chordata; Actinopteri; Kurtiformes; Apogonidae. Gene Ontology annotation, molecular function: quinone reductase (NADPH) activity; quinone binding; NADPH binding.
ACGGAACUCUGCCCUGUCUAGGUUUGUUUCCUCCCGUGAACAGUGAACAACACAAAUGGAACAGCUUCCACAGACCAGCAGACACCCACAGACCAGCAGACACCCACAGACCGUCGUCAAACCACAUUAGCCACUGCUGAACCCACCAAAUGCACCACAUCCUUCACACUGGACAAUUUCUGUUGGGAAAAACCUACGACACAGUCUGGAAUAGAAGUUGGUGUAGUUUAGUGAAGAUGAUGCGUGCAGUGUGUGUUGACGAACCAGGAGGCCCGGAGAAGCUGCUGAUUCGGACCGUACCCAGACCUCAGCCUAAAGACGGACAAGUCCUCAUCAAAGUCCACACCACAGCCCUUAACAGAGCCGACUUACUGCAGAGACGUGGACUGUACCCUCCUCCACCAGGUGAGAGUGACAUCAUGGGCCUGGAGGUGGCUGGGACGGUGGAAACCACUGGCCCCAAGGUGAAGAGUGUCUGGAGACCCAACGACAGGGUCAUGGCGCUGAUCUGUGGAGGAGGAUAUGCUGAAUAUGUAUCUGUACCGGAGGAACUCCUCAUGGCUGUCCCCCCUCAUCUCAGCCUGAGUCAGGCGGCGGCCAUCCCAGAGGCCUGGCUCACCGCCUUCCAGCUCCUGGAUCUGAUAGCUCAGGUGAAGCAGGGGGAGGUGGUGCUGGUCCACGCUGGGGCCAGUGGAGUGGGUUCUGCAGCCGUGCAGCUGGUCCGUCUGUUCGGCGCCGUGCCCAUUGUUACUGCAGGGAGCUCGGACAAACUGAAGAUGGCGGAGACACUGGGAGCAGCAGCUGGGUUUAACUACAAACAGGGAAGCUUUGUGCAAGGAGUUCUGGACUUUACUGGAGGUAAAGGAGCAAAUGUCAUCCUGGACUGUAUUGGUGGGAGUACCUGGGAGCAGAAUGUCACUUGUUUAUCCACAGAUGGCAGGUGGGUGCUUUAUGGCACAAUGGGAGGCCGUGAAGUGAACGGAGAUCUGCUCGGAAAGCUGCUGUCGAAAAGAGGACAUUUACUCACCAGUCUCCUGCGAUCCCGAAACCUGCAGUAUAAAGCAGACUUGGUGCGUGCUUUCUCACAGAGAGUGUUGCCAUAUUUCUCAGAGCAUCCGUCCCCCCUGAGGCCGGUGAUUGACAGCACUUUCAGCCUGGACGACGUCACCAAGGCUCAUCAACACAUGGAAGACAACAGCAACAUGGGAAAGAUAGUCCUACAUGUGAUUCCUCAGAGUCAGGAAACGCAGUAGUAUGAUCAGUAUUCAUCCGUCACACGCACCUUUGAUUUAUGCCAGUGAAUGUCACUAUGGAACAGUGGGGUUUGUUUAAUGCAGGUAAUUUCACAGUAGAUGUGCAUCAUCUGCUGAUAAAAUGACCCGCGUCUUGAUGUAUGAUGUUUCACCGUGUAAUAAAGUGAAUUAACAAAUGAUUGAUUUUUAGUUUUCAUUGGAAUGUAGAAAAUAUU